AUGGCUCAGUCUGAAGGCGUAGUGGAUUUAAAUGUCGCUACUACAACUUUGCACGUACAGAAGCGACGUCUAUACGAUGUCGUAAAUGUUCUCGAAGGUAUUGGAUUGUUGGAGAAAGCUCGAAGGAAUGUAGUGAUAUGGAGAGAUCGCUUUUUCGAAGGAGAGGAUGUUCUUAAAGACCUUAGAGACCAAUGUGAUAGUUUGAAAGCUGAAGAAAGUUUGCUAGACGAUGUGAUUAAGCAGCUAGGAACAGAUGUGAGGAGUAUGAAAAAAGAUCCUCUCGCCUACGUUCACAUAAGCGCUUUUCGUUCUUUGCCAAGAUUUAUUGAUCAGACAUUGAUGGCGAUCACUUCUUCCCCAGAUACGGUAUCAUCCAUUGCAGUGCGAAGUUUGCACGGAACGCAACAUUUCGAGUUUCUCAUGAAAACUGAUAAUGCCACACCUUUGCGGGGUUUUCUGUGUCCCCCACAGGCAAAGUUGCUCAUUGAUAUGGAGCGAUUCCUAUUUAGAAAAUGUGAAAUACAGGAAUUUCCUUCAAAUCAAAAAACAACGUGCAAAGGCGAGAGUUUUAAGAUUUGGCACUUCUUAAAGGAAAAUGCUUCUCAAUCUGGGUCGACUUUGGAGGAUGAUAGCAUGCCGUUUCUAGUUAAGCAGGAACCUCGCAUUUGCUAUCAAAAGUAG
This is a messenger RNA of Strongylus vulgaris, 681 nucleotides long. The record is from the annotation of a GenBank genome assembly. NCBI's taxonomy places the organism in Eukaryota, Metazoa, Nematoda, Chromadorea, Rhabditida, Strongylidae.